AUGGACCAGCAGCUCCCAGGAACAGGUACCACCGAGGACCAGCAGCUCCCAGGAACAGGUACCACUGAGGACCAGCAGCUCCUAGAGAUGGUGACCACUGAGGACCAGCAGCUCCUAAAGACAAGGACCUCUGAGGACCCACAGCUCCUGGGGACCGGGACCGCCAAAAACCCACAGCUCCUGGGGACAGGGACCACCGAGGACCAGCAGCUCCCAGGAACAGGUACCACUGAGGACCAGCAGCUCCUAGAGAUGGUGACCACUGAGGACCAGCAGCUCCUAAAGACAAGGACCUCUGAGGACCCACAGCUCUCUGGGACAGUGACCACUGAAGACCCACAGCUCCCAGGGACAGAGACCCCCGCAGCAACCUGGGUGUCCUUGCAGAGACCAGCAGGUCCCCGGCCAGGUAGUGCCCCUUUUCCUUUCUCAGCAGGUGACAGUACCCACGAGCGGGUGGUGCCGCCCCGACGCUACCCGGGAGCACUGCCCACCCCACCGAACCUGAGGCAAGGCACUGGCCACCAGGGGCUGGCCCUGGCCAGCACCAAGGGCAGCCAGAGCCCUCCUGUGCCCGACGGGAGGGCGGCUACUGGUGUGGAUCCUUCUCUGGCCGACACCUCCAGUCCUCUCCAGUUUGAUUUACUAACCGCCGCGGCGGGGCUUGAGUCCUCCUUUCCCGGACUGAUGCCACCAGCUGGGCACUGCCUGCCCAUCCCCACCCACCUGCCCUUCUGCAGGGUGCUGGGCACCAACCGUUUCCGAUCCCCCAAUUACCUCGGGCAGGGCAGCGAGGCAGAAAUUCGGGUGGCUUUGCAUGAGUGGGAGGGGCUGCUUGAGUCACGGUGCCAUCGCUACGUGGAGUGGUUCCUCUGCUUGCUCCUGCUCCCCGGCUGUAGCACCUCGGUCCCCGUAACCCCCCCGCCGUGCCAGGGCUUCUGCGAGGCCGUCAGAGACCUGUGCUGGAUGCACUUGGCCAGUGGGCACCUGCCUCUGCCUUGUGAUGCUCUCCCCAAGGAGGACGAAGGGUAUUCUUGUGUCUUUGUUAAUGCUUCUGCAGAGAACCCGAGCACUGAGGUCAGCCUCCUGGAGCUGAUUGGAGACCCCCCUCCAGAGGAGAUCCUCAAGAUUUAUGGCCCCGACAACAACCCCGGCUACGUCUUCGGCCCCAACGCCAACACGGGGCAGGUGGCCCGGUACCACCUGCCCAACCCUUUCUACCGGGACUUUUCCCUCCUGUUCCACAUCCAACCCACCACCCCCAGGGCUGGGGUCCUCUUUGCUGUCACGGACUCCUCUCAGAGCAUCAUCUACGUGGGGGUCAAGCUCUCGGAGCUACGGGCGGGCAAGCAGCAGAUCAUCUUCUACUACACAGAGCCGGGCUCCUCCAGCUCCUAUGCUGCAGCCACCUUCACUGUGCCCACCUUGCUCAACCAGUGGACACGCUUUGCCAUCAGCGUGGAGGAGGAGGAGGUCACCCUCUACCUGGACUGUGAGGAGCACGAGCGAGUCCGCUUCGAGCGCUCCCCGGAUGAGAUGGAGCUGCAGAAGGGCUCCGGGCUCUUCGUUGCUCAAGCUGGAGGGGCUGACCCAGAUAAAUAUCAGGGGGUGAUUGCUGACCUGAAGCUGCGAGGGGACCCGCGGGCAGCCGAGCGCCAGUGCGAGGAGGAGGAGGAUGACACGGAGGAGGAGGUCUCGGGCGAUUUUGGCAGCGGGGCAGGAGGUGGACACCAGCAACCCUCGGGGAAAGACGGGGGUGUCCCAGGGCUGGUGGAUGCUGUCCCUGUCACCUCUCCCCCCGUGGCUGGGGGGGGUGGGAUGAGGAGCAGUGGGGGCUCCUCGCAGCAAGCCGAGAGGACCAGAGCAGAGGAGACACGACAGGUCUCCCCAGGAGGCACCAGCUCCAAAGGUGAAAAGGGGGAGAAGGGUGAGCCCGGCCUGAAAGGGGACUCAGGAACAGGCAGUGUCAAGGGUGAAAAGGGGGAGAAAGGAGAACUGGGCGUUAAGGGCAGUGCUGGCUUUGGCUAUCCCGGCUCCAAGGGCCAAAAAGGAGAGCCAGGAGAGCCCGGCCCCCCCGGGACCCUCUUGCAGCACACGGAUGGCUCGCUGGUGGAGCAGGUCACUGGUCCCCCAGGGCCACCGGGGAAGGAUGGAGCCCCUGGCAGGGAUGGAGAGCCCGGCGAUCCCGGCGAGGACGGCAAACCCGUAAGCGUGGGGCGCAGGGGCCCCCCUGGGCCCCCUGGUCCCCCAGGACUGCCAGGACCCUCAUCCAAGCGUGACAAACUGACCUUCAUCGACAUGGAGGGCUCUGGCUUUGAUGGUGACCUGGAGGGUCUGCGGGGUCCACGGGGGCCACCUGGUCCUCCAGGGCCACCCGGCGUGCCCGGUUUGCCAGGAGAACCAGGAAGGUUUGGGAUGAACCAAACAGACCUGCUGGGACUGCCAGGGCUGCCAGGCAGGGAUGGGAUGCCCGGGCCCCCAGGGCCAGUGGGUCCUCAGGGUCCUCCUGGAAGAGAUGGGGCACCUGGGCAGCCAGGGCCCAAAGGAGAGCGGGGUGACGUGGGUGACCUUGGCCUCCCUGGUGCACCAGGACCCAAGGGCAGCAAAGGAGAAACAGGACCAGCAGGACCCCCAGGAGAAGCAGGGUUAGCUGGCCUUCCCGGGCCCAUGGGACCCCGAGGGCCACCAGGGCCACCUGGCCCCCCAGGACCACGAGGGUCGGGCUACGAGGCUGGAUUUGGUGACAUGGAGGGCUCGGGGCUGCCGUUCACUGCCAGCUCCCCCGGACCUGAAGGGCCACAGGGGGUGCCAGGACUGCCAGGGGUGAAGGGGGAGGUUGGCAGCCCCGGGCAGCCUGGCUUGCCAGGACUGAAGGGAGAUGCUGGUGUGCCUGGUGUGGAUGGCCGACCUGGCCUGGAAGGCUUCCCAGGACCACAGGGACCCAAAGGUGACAGAGGCAGCCCUGGUGAGAAGGGAGAGCGAGGCCAAGAUGGUGUGGGAUUGCCUGGCCCCCCUGGUCCACCUGGUCCCCCUGGACAGGUCAUUGCUGUCUCAAGUGAAGAUAAGUCUUUGCUGGCUUUGCCCGGUCCGGAGGGCAGACUGGGUCACGCUGCCUUCCCGGGCCCGGUGGGACCGAAAGGAGAACGGGGCUCAUCUGGUCCCCCAGGCUCCCCAGGGUUGAAGGGGGAGAAGGGGGAGCCCGGCGUCAUCAUCAGCCCCGAUGGGACCGUGGUCACUGCCAAGGUGAAAGGAGAGAAGGGCGAGCCAGGGCUGCGGGGACCCACGGGACCCACGGGUCCCCAGGGACGAGCAGGGAUGAAGGGAGAGAUCGGCUUCCCGGGCAGACCCGGACGUCCUGGCAUGAACGGGCUGAAGGGUGAGAAGGGUGACCCUGCUGAUGUCAGCAGCCUGCUGGGCUUGCAGGGUCCCCCAGGACCACCAGGUCCCCCGGGCCCUCCCGGGCCACCCGGCAGCAUAGUCUAUGACAACAGGAAUGCCUUCAGUGACUCUGGCCAUCCCGCACUGCCCGCCUUCCCCGGUUUUCCUCAAUUUCCAGGACAAAAGGGAGAGAAAGGUGAUGCUGGAGCCCCAGGCCCCCCAGGCCACUUCCCCUACGACCCCAGUCGCUUUGGUGCCAACCUGCGG
Molecule: messenger RNA, 3645 nt
Organism: Chaetura pelagica (chimney swift)
Lineage: Eukaryota; Metazoa; Chordata; Aves; Apodiformes; Apodidae
Product: collagen alpha-1(XVIII) chain-like
Exons: 32
Molecular function (GO): protein binding
Source: RefSeq, a predicted model, not a curated record